AUGAGCGGGGCGAGGCUGUGCGGACUUCUGGAGGCGCUAGGUUUCGAUGGCUACGAUCUACUCGAUCCAGACAGCUUCGAGUGGCCCUUCCAAUACGAGGAGGCGGGCGCCGUUCUCGAGUGGAUGUGCUCUAACCUCCGCCCGUCGAACGUUCUCUCCCCAGCGGAGCUCUCCCAGUUGCGUAUAAUGACUCUCUUUGGACUUCCCAACCCUGGUUCACUUUGAAUUACGAAUGGUCAUCUGCGAUAACUUUUUACUUGAUGUUUAUUUCAUCGCUGACUUGGGUGAACAAUGCGGGUGGACGUAUCAGGUACGAGCAACUCCUGCACGAAGGGAAGCUGCUAGAGGUAUGUUCGUCCUAUUUCUAAUGCCAUCAGGACAACAUUGUUUGGCGGUUGAACGAUGUUCAUUUCAUGCUUUUUAAUGUUCUAGUUGAAAGAACUAGAAUAUCUGUCCCAGGAAAUCGAUGAUUGAUUCAUAGAAAAAUAUUUUUUCUGAAAAAUUAGAUAUGUACCGAAAGUAAUCUUGGGACAGACUCCAGGGUAUAUAAAUACCUAAAGAUGAACUUUAGGUAAAUGCUAGUUAUAGAAUUGAGAUUACCCGAAGAUGAAAAGAAAUAUGCAUAUUUUUUCCGUCAUCUUGUAUUUCACAUGAUUGUAGAACUGUAACCCAUUCAUGUAUUGUUAUCAACUCAGAACAUUUUUGUCUCACUAUAAAAGUUCUUGUUUUGUGUAUGGAUUCACUUUCCAGGGAGAGGAUUUAAAUUCUGCAUAUGAUAGCAUUUCUGCUUUUUCAAGUAGGAAAGACAGCCAAGAUGCAGUUUUUGGAACUGAAGAGAGAUUAAUUGAUAUCAGGUAAUAACGUUCUCUGGUGUCAUUGCCAUUUAUAAUCUCUGUCAUAACCUUACUAUCUAGUAUAUACCUAUGUUGGAGUGUGGAGGUCCUAUCUGGUGCACAUUAAACUAUUGUAGUCCUUUGUACAGUGUGUAGCUUGAAGCUUAUUGUGGUUUUAUGUUGAAUUACUGAUGGAAGAUAUGUUGUAGUGAUGUAAGUGUAUAUUUGUUCAUAUGGUACUUCACUUUCGAUUUUCAGAAAGGAAAAACAUGCACGCAGGAUCUUAUCGGACUAAUAAUUUUAUAAAUAUCCUUUUUCUUACUCUAAUCUUGUCUCCCUUAUCAAGUUUUUCUUCAUGUUCUUGAUUUUCUUUGUUGCCAUGUUUGUCAGCAUACUUUUGCAUUUAUGUUUCACGGAAAGCUUCCAAGCUAUUUUGGAUGUGUUAUUAUCAGCUGCCCAACUUAUUUGUCACCCUGUGUGAUUUAUAUUUCCCUCGUUUUUUUUAUGUACCUUUAUUCCUCAGUUUUACUGUAAUCUGCCAUGUUGAUUUCCCAUCCUGAGAACUUAUAUGUACAGCAUCAAAGAUAACACCUUCCCCAGUUUCUUUCUUUUAUAUAAAUGAAGAUACGAGGCAAUGCUGGUGUUUAUAUUCUGAAUUUACACUAUUCUACCAUAAUUGCCUUUUGUCUGUGCUUUUUAUUUCAAUCAAUGUGACCUUUCUUCUCCUUUUAGGGAGGCAAAACUGGCCUAUAAAGCGGAAAUUUUGGAGCUUCAAAAACAACUUUCACGUAUUCAGACACAGUUCGAUUUGUUAGCUGGUCAGGCUUCAUCAUUGAUCCAAGGAAGGAGAACGCGAGUUACUGCAACAUCUUCAGUCAAUGCACACCUUGAAGCUUUAGAAGAGAAGCUCUCUGCUAGGAAUUUAGAGGUAGAUGGAUGGCUUCUAUGUGGGAAGUAAUUUUUCUGAUGUGAUGAAAAACUUAUGCAUCUAGUUUCCUAAGGUCUUAUUGAGUUCACCACGAAGCUUAUUUCGUAUAUUUUCCUUGAAUAGUAUGCCUAGCCUUCGCCUGUUCCUACAUAUUCUGGGUCUAAUUCGUUUGGAUUCUGAUCACAUCUCCUUCUGUAUGAUUCCUAAGGUGCUUCUUUGUUACAAAGCACAGCAUUAGUUUCUCUCUCCAAAGGAUAAGUCUUUCUUCUUGAAAACGUUUUAUCUUCUGAAUACCAAGAAUAAUCUUCCUUUCCUCUUCUUUUGAUCCUUUUAAGGUUGUCUGACAGGAUUAUUCACCUUGAGGAUCGUAUAAUCAUGCAUGUAGAGUCAAUGAGAAACGAUUUGCGAUUAGUAAUUGCUUGUAUUUUUAAAAAUUAUUUUUCAAAAUGGGGACAGGGGAGACAAAUAGUUUUUCUGUCUACUAUUGGUUACUAGAACAUACGCGUUAGGGAAAUAGUUGGUUUUAGUCAGACUCAUAUUCAAAUAUGUUUCUUUUGAAUUCUGAUCCCUGUGAUAGUGCCUUUUAACUCCGACUAGAUUACCUAUGCGGAGGUUAUAAUUAGUUAAAAAACUAUUUUGAUUGUAAGGAAGGUUCCUUGAGAUGCCUUUGAAUGAACUUAUUCCAUUACAGUAUUUUAAUCUCUGCCUUCAUUUUUUCCCUGUAGAUGAAUGCAGUUCUUGGGAAAAUCGCAUCUACUGCUGAGGAGUUAGCACGGUACCACAAAAGGACAGGUAUGUCUUUCUGCCACGUCAUCUGUAGCAUAGAGGUAUAAUUAUUAUUUCAAGGACUACUCUGCUGACAUAUGUUGACAAACAUUUGGCAGACAAUUUAAUCUGUUACGCAUUUAAUUUCUUUAGUUUGAUUCUGGAGCACAUAUUACCCUGCCCGUUGUAUCAUGAUUUAGAUACUCUCAUAAGCAGAUUCCUUGGUUGGUGAAGUGUGUACUCUAUUUCACUUUUUAUCAAUUUUCGUAUGUAAGCAACUUUGUCUUAUUUAUGUUUUUCGGCAUCUGAAUGACUAUUUUGUAUAUUUUUAUGUGCAGUGGAUGGAAUAUACUUGUCCUACUCUAACUUUGAACCAUAUCGUGUUUGUGAUGAAGCUUGUGCAAAAGAACUGAAGCAAUGGUUUGUUAAACAAUUUGAUAUGGUAUGUAUGCAACUUUCAGAACCAUUAUGUUGUUCUCAUAUGCCAACGUCAUUGGUUUCACUAUUCAAAGCGUCCGCUUUAAACUCUUAACUGUCAUGAUGUAGAAACUGAGACAGAAGUAAUUAAAUUAACAUAAUAGAUUUAGAGUCAUACUUAGUACUUUAAAAAAAUCCACUUGGUUUUAACUUCUUUUCCUAGUUGUGCUAUGCUCAAGCUUUUUGUUGUGCGGAAGAUUAUGGUUUAAUUUUUGUCACACAAUGUGGUUUAGAGUUUAUGUACUUUGGUAGGCAUUCAGUUAUUUUCUCACUCUCUGAAUCAGGGACCAUUCAGACUGAUUGCUGAGGAGGGCAGGUCUAAGUGCUCAUGGGUGAGCCUUGAUGAUAUUACGACUUGCUUAGUUCCAGGUGAUUUCUCCCAUUAGACUUAAUCCUAUUUAUGUUCAAUUGGCUAUUUAUACUUUAGGUAUCUCCCUGAAUUCUGAAUGUAUUUUAUGUUUGGUGUGUACUCAUCACAUGUGAUCUUAUUUUCAAAACUGCUGCUUCGUGGAGUUAUCUAGUUAAUCUGGAAAGAUGCAACAUCCAUUCUUAAUUUAGACAUUUAAAAUAAAAAUAAUUAGGACAUGAGAAUCAGUCAUGCACCGUGAAUACCUAGACUUGAAGCACAUGGCCGGACCAAUUUCACAACAAGAAUGACAUCUUAUGGACUUGGUGAAUGACGUAAUAGGGACUUCUUGGCUGAUUUAUUUUACAAUUAGUAUCAUGCAUGGCCUUUCCUGCAUCAAGAAAAUUCGUAUUUUCAGUGAAAAAUAAUCCUAUAUUCACAAAUGGUUUGUUAAAUACCAAUUUUCCUAGAAAUUUUAAAUAAGGUGUUGGCACUGUGUCACGAGGAGACAAACCCCAAACUCUAACUCAUCGAAAAAAGGGAGGAAACAAUAACGUGUGCUGACUGAUUAAUGCUUGGGUCUCGUAUUCAAACCAGACCUACAGUACAGAGGUUGAACUGGACCGGACCAGAUCAGAACGGUUCGACACUUAAGUAAUAAAGAAAAGGAUACAAUGAAAGAAGGAAAAAGUACUACUCAUUUCUAUAUAAGUCAUAAUAAAUUAUUGGAAUUUCAAAUUUCAUGGAAGUAUUGAAUGGUUUAAACAUCAGUUUAUUACUAAAUUUGAUAUGGUUUGAGCAGUUCUUAGCCAUUUUGAAUUUCUUUUCAUCUAUAGGGUAGAAGAUGACUUUUACUGAACCGUUUAAAAUAGUGGGCUCGUGGAUGAUAAUUGUUGAAAAUGCAUAUGGAAUGAGCAGCUGCUCUUUAGACUAUUACAUUACAAGGUCAGUAAUUAAUAUUCAAAUGAGAAAGACUAAAGGUCUGACAUUCUGGAGGAUUGAAGGACAUGAACAGCAAGGUAGGAAAUAGAUCAAUGGUUUUUUGCUUUUCGUUUAUUGAUAUUUUUCUUGUGCGUCUCACUGCAAAUAAGUUGCAUAUUGGUGUUUAAAAAAAGUUUAUUGGCUUGGCAUCAGUACGUAUUUGACUUCAACUGACUUUUUCAACAUUAAAUAUUUUAUCGUUUACGGCCUACUAUUUGUUAUUUUCUAUCAUUUAGGGGAGCAAGUAAACAUUUAUCUUUGAGAAGGGGAUUUUAAAGAUUUGAGUGUCUUGUUUUCGUGAAUUUCGUUUUUUUAUGUAGGGAACUCAGAGAAGCCUCAUCAUCAUCGUAUAGCUGAACUACAGAGACUUCGAUCUAUGUUAGUCGUUUUUAUUCUUCUCUUUUGCAUUUAUUUCUUAAGCAGAUAAUGUUUCUCCUACUAGAUUACUUCUAUACUUUUUAGAUGGAUUGAAAAUCAAAGAUGAAUUUGAUAAAGCAAUUACUCUCUAUGCUUUAUGAAAUUUUUGUCUCGUUGUUUCAUCCCAUUGGAUGAUACGUGGAUGGAAUUUAGGAACGAUAGAUUUAGAGAACUGAGUUUGGCUUUCUUGAUUUUCAUUCGUUGUAAGCUCCAAAGAAUAUAGUCCUACUAUUGUAACGUCCAGAUCAGUAAUUUCAAAGCUAUCCAACUGCUCCAUUUAUCUAGGGGGAUGUGUUUAGUGAAAUAUUGGCGUCAUAUACGACUUCAGACAUGCUAUAUAAUAUGCACUAUCAUUAUUGGUAUCAUGCUACUUAAUGUGCGUAGCAGGUAAGUUUGUGAAAUUUUUAAUAAUCAUUUCCAGGUUGGCCCUAUCUAUUCUCCCUGACUUGUUAAAUAUGCAGAUUUGGAAUAAGUGAAAAACAGCUGGUAGAAGCCCAGGCUGAGAACGCUAGGCAGCAAGCAGUUCUCUCUAUGCUGAAGACACAGAUAUCAUCUGAUGAGGCUCACAUUCAUCGUGAUAAUCAUUUUCUCCGGUAUGUUUGUUGAUUAAUGAUAUACAUCUGUUGACCUAAUUAGUUUUAUGUUGAAAUAGUCAUGCAUCUUUAAUAUUUUCCAUUCUGUGGUUCCUUUGUUACACUAAGUGGCUUCACUUUGUAAUGGGAAACACGUCUGACCUUGAUGUCACUUCUGAACUGUUGUCCAAUCACCUAGCCAACUAUUCAAUAUAGGAGAGGGUGUUUUUCAUUCCUUGUUUGAUGGAGAACCGUGCAUUCUAAUUUGGCAUCGAUAAAUAGAGAACCCUGUGUUAGUUUCUGAUGAUAAGGAUCCAUAUACUGCGAAACUUCCCAAUUGAUGACACCUGGCCUCUUAAUAAUGUGUGCUUCUUAAAAAAAAAAAUCUCUGUGACAUCCUUGUUGCUCUUUCUGAGGGAUUUAUCUUUGUUUUUGUUUCUCUGUGGGCGCCAAUGGUUUUCUUGCAUCUAACUCGUUAUAAUAAUCUUGACUCUUAUGUAUAUUUCUUAGAUCCUUUGAGAAGAAUUUCCAAUCAUGAAGGAUGAGACAAUCAGAUCACUGAGCUAGUGGUAGAAUGCUUUGCCAAAGGACCAAGGAAAGAGCACUGAACUUUCUGGUCUCUGUUGGGUUAUGGACAAUUUGGGGUUGAAAGAAGUAAUUGAACAUUGCAAAAAAAAUUAUUCGACUUACCAUUGUUCCCAGGAUCGUAGCUAGAUGUUUUAUUCUCUAAUUUGCUGCAAGUGUCAUUGGAAGCCCUUGAUGAACUUUAGCAGGGAUAAAAUUAUCACUUCAUGAUUACCUGCAAAAGGCAUCAUUCUAUUCUAUCAAACACUGCGUUCAACUCAAUAUGUCACCUUGUCUUGUGCCCCAGGGUCGAUCCUUAAAGUGUGUAUGUUUCUUUUUUGGGUUUGGGGGUUGGAAAAGGGGUAAGGGCUGUAAUGUAAGUCCUGUAUGUUUAUGUUAAUGGAUGGAAUGUCUUUAUCAUCAGAAUUUCAAAACCAAUUAUGGAGGAUACCGAUGGACAAAACUGAGUAUUCCUGCGAACAUGGAGUGUAGGAAGUAGCAGAACCUGGCAACGCUUUCCAUAUGAAUUAUUAUUUUCGUUACUAUCACGUGUUGGUCAGUUAUUUCCUGUAAGAUAACGUAAAUAACUUUCAAGUUGGUCCUUGUUUCCCCUGCUCUCCUAAAAAAAGGUUAUAGAAUCCAGUGGAAACCUAUGACUUGCAUAGUGUAAGGCAGGUUCGCUGAUGAAAGAGCUUGACCAUUGAAACACCACUCACAUCCAUUGAGUGCUACGUGUUGAUUGGCGCUCCUUGUUCACGAAUUAUUCAUCAAAAAGAGCCAUAUUAUGUUUUGACAAUUUCUUAGUUUGCUCGUUGUUUUUAUUUUUCCUGAGGGAGGGAGGGGCGUUUUGAAAAUAUCAAGCUCAACAGUUUCUUCUUUGUUCUCUGAUAGAUUGUAAUCAGACAUAGCUUAUCUCACCAUGUCUUUCGUUAUCUAAACUUAUGAUUCGCUAUCUCAAACUUAUGCUGCGAUUAUCACUAUUGUUAUCUUUUCAAUAAAGCUUCUGUUUUUUGUCAAGACACCUUAGUUUUAAGUUAACGUUUUUCCUUUCUCUUCAUGCUGCUUUUGCCUUCAUUAUGAAUUAUUUACAAAACACCUGACAACUUAAUUUACCUGCAGGAGAAAACAUUCUGAAUUAACAGCAGAACUUUCAGAGCUUUCCCGCAAGGAGCAACAAUUACUAUCUGAGGUUUGUGCAACAGUUUGACCAUCAGACAGUCAUGUAGUUAGAAUGUUCAUGGAAAAUUCCCUAAUGAAAAAAUAUUUACACUUAAUCUUGGAUAUCUCAGGUACUUAGUUGCUUUAAUUGGGAAACUACGGUUAAUGAAAGUGCCAUAUCUUCAUGGUGAUUAUUUGAAUUUUUCUUUUCUUCAGACUAUUCCACAUCUGUGUUCCGAACUGGCGCAGCUUCAAGAGACAUACAUACUCCAAGGCUUGUUGAAAAUGACCAUUUCCAUGUUUUCUUUAUGAACUUUCGCUCCCACUUAUUCGUACUCAUUCACGCCUACAUUCUUGACCUCACAGGUGACUAUGAUCUGAAGGUUACGCGCCAGGAAACCUAUAUUGCUCGGCAAAAAAUAGUAUGCACAUAGUUCUUCUUCUUUGAUAUUUCAACCACGACAGUUUCAUAGCCAUGAAUCGUAAUUUAUUUCAUAUUCCAAAACAAUAAUUACAUUAUGCAAUAUUUUUAUGUCAUUAUUACUUAUUUGACGCUGGAAAUAUCCAGACUGACUUUCUUAUGGAAUCUCUCUCUCUCUCUCUCUCUCUCUCUCUCUCUCUCUCUCUCUCUCUCUCUCUCUGUCCAAGACAUAAACUCGCUCUUUCAAAACAAAAAUUGCUCUAGUGAACUGGAAUCAUUGCGUACAUGAUAAUGAAACUGGAUCAGCUUUUUCCAUGAAUGUUGGCAUUGAAAAUAUUAUUUCGCUUUGUCAAAGGGAACAGUUCCAGAAUAGAUUUCCACUGUUAAAGAGGUUACUCUUCAUGGCUCAGAUUUCUCUUCUAUGUUUGUGCAGUACAUCAACCAUCUGGUUAAUCAGCUUGCUAGGCAAUGUUUUCUGAAGAUAACUUGUGAACUGGAGCGGAAAAAUAUUUUGAGAGCCUAUUCUCUCCUUAGAGUUAUCAAACUUGAAUUGCAAAGCUAUCUGAUGGCAGCCAACUGCCGAGUGGUAUGUUAUGACCUUUAAUCAUCUUUAUCAUUAUGUAUCCUGUAGAAUUGCGACAUAGGCAUAAAAUUGGCGUUCCUUGCCAUUUCGUUCGUCCAGUUUGUGGUUUAUGUAAUAAGACUAUUAGGCAUUAAUCUUUUUCAUUCUAAAACUGCUGCAGGAACAUUGCUCAACUCUUAUUCAGAUUUCUUCUGAAAAACAUGAGCAGGGAGCAGUUGAUGAUCGUGAUAUUUUUCUGCAUGGUGUUAGGGACCUUUUGUCCAUUCACUCAAGUAAACGUGUAGUAUUGUUGAGUGAUAGCAAAAAAAAAUCCUUGUUUAUGCAUGUAUAUCAGUUGUUCUCUUUUUCGCAGACACUCAAGGUGGGGCACCAUCAUAUGUCUCAGCACCUGGCAUUGUUCAACAGAUAUCUGGUCUCCAAUCUGACUUGCUUUCGCUUCAAUUUGAACUCGAUAGUUCCCUCCCUGAAGACAGAAGAAGAUGUAUAAAUGAGCUGUAAGUGGUUCUUACGAUUCUAAGAUAAUUUUCUCGGAUGAAUAUGUUGACUGUACAUUCUGCUAAUAAAUUAUCGUGACUGGGAUUCGUUAGCACAACUCACGCGGAACCGAGUAUCUUUUGGUUUUUAUCGGGUUGUUCAAGUGAGUAUAAUGCAUCAGUGCUCUCGAUUUGUGUUUCGAGUAAGGUUUAUUUACAAAAAUAUCUCAAACCGUAUAAAUAGUAUGAAAGUAGUAAAUAUCUGUAUGAACUAAAAUUGCAUUGGGAUAGGUUUUUCAGAAAUCCGUGUGCAUGCAUUCUCUGAGAAGCUUGGUCUAAAAGUAGUACAUUGGUAUUCCCCCCAAAUCGGUCGGUGCAGAGGAUUACACUCAUAGGAUAAAGUGAUUUUUACAACACUUAAAUUUGUGGAAAUCCAGAAAGAACAAACUUUGUUUCUGGCUUGAAAAACAUAGAGUCAUAUGAUGUGUUAAUAUGUUAGAGAAAUCUGUGUUAAGUCCAGAACGAACAGACAUUGUUUUUUUCCCAGUAUUCAUUGUGGGUUCUAUUCGCAGUUGAUAACAGUUCCUAAGUGCAUUUUCCAGUUUUAGUUGUUUUCUUCUCAUUUAUCGGCGCCCCCUGCCCUCGUUUUUCUUUCCCUAACAAGUUAAGUGAUGAAUCCUUGUUAUUGCGGAACAACUGUAGUCUAUUUUGAGGGCAUGGGUCAGUCACCGGGAAAUUUUCAUUGAAUCCAAUGUCCGUAUACGGUCAGGGCAGGACGUUUCACCAACUCAAGGGUAAAAGCGAACAUUGAUAACUCAACUUAAAAUCUCAUCGACAUGCGAAAUUGGGAAAAUGAGAAAAGAACUUUGAAUCGUUCUACGCUAGACUUUGAUAUCCGAGUCCAACUACUAUUUCUCAUAGCCUAUCUUAUGUUUCAGAUGCAUUCUUAUGCAAAGUCUGGAGCAACUUCUUUAUUCGUCGUCUUCAGAACCAAUAUUGACAUCCAGGGUAACGUGUCUGCUCCAAUGUCUUCUUGUUCUUGCCUUUUUUUCACAUCUAUCUGCUCCAUUCUGUGAGAUGAGAAAAAUAACUGGUCUGCAACAUACGAUUAGGUGCUUGAUUGGAUUUCAGGAUUAUAUCGCCUGGUAUUCCUUUUACAGUUUUCCAUUCUUCUUGUUAUUGUCGCACUUAAUAUAAAUGUGAUAUUAGGAGUGGAAAAUAUUAGGAGUUAUGUAUUAUGUCGGUUAAUCUAGGUGGCUGAGUCUUAGUUUAGUCGCUUGCCAGCGAGUCAUCCUGUCUAAACUAUCCUCUAAUGAGCAUUGUCAGGUAUUCGCAACUUCGUGUUAACUCGUGCUUUUAUGUAUAAUUCAGCCAUUGACCAGAGCACUGGAUGACAUGGAAAAGGUCAACUCCCAGCUUUCUGCAUCUGUCGAGGAAGUAACCAAUGCACAUAGCCAGAAAGCAGAGGUAACCUUCGUCUUUUGCUUCAGUUUUUCUUGGUGGGCCAUGAAAAUAAGCAUAUUCAGAAUUAAGUCGAAGAAUCCCAUUGUUCUCCGUCAUUUGGCUUUUAUCAGAAUUAUCAGAUACUCGACAAGAAACUCCCCAUGAAUUCUUAUCGUUUGGCUUUUAUCAGAAUUAUCAGAUACCCAACAAGAAACUGCCCAUGAAUUCCUAUCAUUUGACUUUUAUCAGAAUUAUAAGAUAACGAUAAAUUCCCCACUAAUUCUUAUGGUUUGGCUUUUAUCAGAAUUAUCAGAUACUCAACAAGAAACUCUCCAUGAAUUCUUAUCGUUUGACUUUUAUCAGAAUUAUCAGAUACUCAACAAUGAACUCCCCAUGAGUUCUUAUCUUAAACGAAAAUUAUAUUUUCCGUAAUGCCCAUUUAUAUUAUUUUUAAACACAUAAGGACCAACCCCACGGUAACGGUAACUUCCUUUCGACCUGGCGCAGAUAAUCAAACAUCAUCGCGUGGAAGUGGGACGGGAAAGGCAGGUUUUUGUUGACUUUUUCUGCAAUCCUGAUCGACUAAGGAGCCAAGUGAGAGAGCUUGCUGCCUGCGUCAAAGCUCUCCAAGAGUAG
Messenger RNA from Spirodela intermedia, 10597 nucleotides. The record is from the annotation of a GenBank genome assembly. NCBI's taxonomy places the organism in Eukaryota, Viridiplantae, Streptophyta, Magnoliopsida, Alismatales, Araceae.